UUGGCUUAAAGCCUGGCGGGUUCCGAGCAGAGCGGACGUCUCUACUGCUGAGCUGCAGCCAAAAUACUACAGCCGGCAUCCGUGCUCCCUUCGCUUGGAUUCCAGCGCCGGGCCAAAAAACUGAAAAAAAGGGCUUAAUUUUUCAGCCAGAAAUUCAAAAAAAAAUUUCUUUUAUCUUUUUCUGCACGAUUUUUGAUAGCAUUCAAUUCCAAACCCCAGGCCUUUGGGGUUUUUUUCCCCCUUUAUUUUGGCCAUUGCAGUUGAGCCUUAACGCCCUUCCUCUCCCUAUUUCUGUCUAAACCAAACCAACUUUCCUGCCACCAUGGUGAUGUUCAAGAAGAUCAAGACUUUCGAGCUGGUUUUCAGCGAGCCGGACAAGGUCUACUUCAGUGGAGAGAAGGUGGCUGGCCGUGUGGUGGUGGAAGUGACCGACGUCACCCGAGUCACGGCUGUGAAGGUGUUGGCCUGUGGCGUGGCCAAGGUCAACUGGGCCAAGGGCCCCCACCACCGCAAGCAGGAGAUGGAGUACCUCCGCUACAACGAGGUCCUGACCCUGGAUGACAAGCCCACUGAUGAGGAUGGCUCUGUGAUCUUGAGACCUGGGAACAAAUAUGAAUACAAGUUUGGAUUUGAGCUUCCUCAAGGACCCCUUGGUACUACCUUCAAAGGGAAGUACGGCUGUGUAGAUUACUGGGUGAAGGCUUUCUUGGAGCGCCCAUCAGUCCCACCUCAGGAGACAAAGAAGCAUUUUGAGGUCAUGGACCCUGUUGACAUCAACACUCCAGAUCUACUGUCUCCCGUCUCUGCCAAGAAGGAGAAGAAGGUGUCCUGCAUGUUCUUUCCUGAUGGCCAUGUGUCUGUCAGUGCCAGGAUCGACAGGAAGGGGUUCUGCGAAGGGGAUGAAAUCUGCAUCAAUGCAGACUUUGAGAACACAUGCUCCCGCAUAGUGGUACCCAAGGCAGCCAUCAUUUCCAAGCACACCUACCUAGCGAAUGGCGAGACCAAAGUUUUCAUCCAGAAACUCUCCUGUGUGCGUGGCAACCACAUCAUCUCGGGCAUGUCUGACACCUGGCGGGGCAAAACAAUCCGUGUCAAGAAGAUCAAACCCUCCAUCCUGGGCUGCAACAUCUUGCGUGUGGAGUACUUCCUGCAGAUCUAUGUGAGUGUUCCUGGCUCCAAGAAGAUCAUCCUGGAACUGCCUCUUGUCAUUGGCAGCAGAUCUGGGAUUGGCAGCCGCAGUUCCAGCAUGGCCAGUCAGGCGAGCUCUGAAAUGAGCUGGGUGGACCUGAACCUCCCUGAUGCUCCAGAAGCACCCCCAUGCUACCUGGACAUUGUGCCUGAAGAUCACCGCCUGGAGAGCCCCACCACUCCCCUUUUGGAUGAUCUAGACAGUUCCUUUGACAGCCCCAUCUUCAUGUAUGCUCCUGAGUUCAAGUUCAUGCCUCCACCUACUUACACUGAGGUGGAUCCUUGCACUGUCAACAACAAUGUGCAGUGAGUGCUGAGCGAGGAAACAGCUGUUGCUCUGUUUCUCCGACUUUCCAUGAACUCUUAAUCUGCAUUGAUUAUACCCAGCUGCAGCAGAAUGGGUAGUAAAGCCCUGAUGCAGAAAAAGCAUUGCAAGAAGGAUGCAUUUGAUGCAUCCAAGAGAUGCAGUGCA
This is a messenger RNA of Gavialis gangeticus (Gharial), 1660 nucleotides long. RefSeq names its product thioredoxin interacting protein (gene TXNIP). Bases 323 to 1498 code for a protein of 391 amino acids. NCBI's taxonomy places the organism in Eukaryota, Metazoa, Chordata, Crocodylia, Gavialidae. Gene Ontology annotation, cellular component: cytoplasm. Gene Ontology annotation, molecular function: ubiquitin protein ligase binding. The transcript has 8 exons. The record is from RefSeq and is a predicted model, not a curated record. Gene Ontology annotation, biological process: protein transport.